UCUGUCACGAUUAAAGGGCAAAUGAUACAAAGUUGUUGAACGUGGACCGUCAAGUGAGUGAGUGAGUGAGCGAAGGAUCCAAGAAGUCGCUCUGAAUUGUGGCCAGAGAUCCCCUGAGGCCACCCAUCUUGCUAGUUGGUUCCAUUGUUAGUGGUGCUUGGGUGGGAUAUUUGUCGCUCAUCCAUGAUGCGUUGGGGAUCGAUGUGGGGCGUGUUGGUGGUGUUGGCCUCGUUGGAGUGCUUGUUGGUGCGGCGAGUGCAAGCCAAUAAUCUGGAGACCUUGGAGGACGGCGAGCUCCUCAAACUCAUUCGACAAGAGCAAUAUGUUAUCGUUCUCUUCUGUGAGAAUGACGUGUCAGGUCGAUGCGUUGACUAUGAAACGGAGUUGUCGGCCGUGCGUGAGGAUUUGGUGGAUUCGCUCAACGCUUGGGUUAUCCGCGCCCAAGAGAAGAGCGAACUCCGGAAAAACUUUGCCACGGAUAAUGAUCCGGUAGUGAUCUAUUUCCGCCGAGGCGUGCCUGCUCUCUAUCCGGGUACUGCCAAUGAGGAAGAGAUGUUGGCCGUGUUUUCUACGUACCGAGAGAGUUGCGUUCAAGAACUCACCGACACCAAUUUCGAGCACUUGACACAAGCCUCCACGGGUGCCACCACGGGCGAUUGGUUCGUCAUGUUUAUCAGGGAUGACUGCGAGGAAUGUGAUCGAAUGAUUGCGCGUUGGGAGACCUUGGCUUGUCUCCACAAAGGUCGUCUCAAUGUGGCCCGGAUCAACAAAAGCUCGACGGGAGCCGUGACUUCCCGCCGCUUUGAAGUCGGAAUUCCCCCGGAAUACAUCUUCUUCCGAUUAGGGCGUAUGUACCGGUAUACCAUCGAAAAGUACGACGUGGACUCGUUGUCUUCCUUCAUGACUGGCUUCUACAAGAAUGUCCAGGGUGAAAGCAUUCCUUUGCCCAAAUCACCUUUCGAUGAUCUCAUCCAAUUGUGCGUGGAUUACAUCCGCGACUAUCCACUGAUGGUGGCUGGUUUUGUGGCUUUGCCCAUUUUCCUGGCCCUGGUGUUUUAUUUCCUCCUUCGUUCUGAGGAAAAACCUAGAAGCAAGAAGAAGAAGACCACGUCGACCAAGAAGAAGUCCAACUAGAUCGUUGAAAGAGCCCCACCCAGGUCUAACUGAUGAGGAAAUAGGCUGUGAUAUCCAGACGAUCAUCCCGUUUUGCCUACUCGUAGAAUGCCGUUUUCUUGCAUUUCAGUUUAUUCGUUCAUUCAUUCCACUCCUAUUUUCUCUCUGUUUUGUUACAUUUUUUACGCCCUGCUAGAGACGCUAGACAGGAGUUUGUAAGCGAAAUAGAUAAUAACCCUCGAUUAUAUCU
This is a messenger RNA of Tigriopus californicus, 1363 nucleotides long. Its product is annotated as thioredoxin domain-containing protein-like. The coding region runs from base 184 to 1134 and encodes 316 amino acids. The record is from RefSeq and is a predicted model, not a curated record. The transcript is spliced from 6 exons. Lineage: Eukaryota; Metazoa; Arthropoda; Copepoda; Harpacticoida; Harpacticidae.